AUGGUGCGGAUAUUGUCCGCACUCGUGGCGUUUUGCCUAUUUCUCUGCACAGCCGCCUAUCCAUUUUUGGUUUUGCCAAGUCAAUCGAAACGUGCCUUUGACCGUCUCGACAGCAGUUUCCACGAUUUCGGCAUCAAGAAGCGAGCUUUCGACCGUUUGGACAGUAGUUAUGAUUUUGGAUUGAAUCUCCGGAAACGUGCCUUCGAUCGUCUUGACUCUGGCUACGAUUUUAUGGCAAUUAAAAAGCGAGCUUUUGACCGUUUGGAUAGCGGGGAUUUCGGUUUCGACAGAAGGAGACGAGCUUUCGAUCGUCUCGAUUCCGAUUUCGAUUUCCGCAAGAAGCGCGCUUUCGAUCGUUUAGACGAUGGAUUUGAAUUGUUUAAAAGAUCGAGAGGAAUUGAGGAUUAUGAGAUGCCCGACUCGGAUUUGGUGACCGAAUUGGAGCAAUCGAUCUCGGCGUUGCGAAGAGCACGAGAGAAUGAAGCCGCUUUCUCGUCACUUCUGCAACAACCACAAGAACAGCUAAUGGUCGUCGAACCGGAUGUU
Messenger RNA from Mesorhabditis belari, 546 nucleotides. NCBI's taxonomy places the organism in Eukaryota, Metazoa, Nematoda, Chromadorea, Rhabditida, Rhabditidae. The record is from the annotation of a GenBank genome assembly.